Limulus polyphemus (Atlantic horseshoe crab) is the source of this 737-nucleotide messenger RNA. Its product is annotated as multiple coagulation factor deficiency protein 2 homolog. Gene Ontology annotation, molecular function: calcium ion binding. NCBI's taxonomy places the organism in Eukaryota, Metazoa, Arthropoda, Merostomata, Xiphosura, Limulidae. The transcript is spliced from 4 exons. Bases 64 to 555 code for a protein of 163 amino acids. The record is from RefSeq and is a predicted model, not a curated record.
UUGUGAACAGUUGUAUAUAAAAGACAUACAGCAUUCAUUAUUUACGUUUUAUUGUUUACUUCGAUGCUCGAGGAAAUGGAUCUACGCCUAGUUCCUCUCUGGAUUGUGUUAAUCUCGUUCAAUCUCCCCAUGGCGAUGUUGAGAGAACCGAGGAACAACGGUCACUUACUUAACAAGGGCUCUUCAAGUAUUUUUCAUGAUGAAAAACACAUUCGAGCAGAUCUCUCUAGCUACUUCGGUGUCAAUAUGGACGAACCUUUGACGAACAGUGAAGUAGGAGUGUAUUUCUUUCAACUACACGAUUUGGACAAAGAUAAUAGACUAGACGGUUUAGAGCUUCUAGCCGCCAUUAAUCACGUCGCCGAUAACGUCUAUGAUCCGUUUGAUGACGAGGACGAAGCAUCUGAUCCGGCAACUUACCUCGUGCAACGAAAGUGGAACACGAAGUUUGCCAAUGAUGCAGUCGCCAUCGAUAAGAUAAUGCAAGAAAAUGACUUGAAUAAAGACGGAUUUCUGAUCUACUCCGAGUAUGCAUUGGCCAGACACACAACGUGAAUUUUGCCUCCAACUUGGAUGUAAGUUCAUCGGAGUUUUGGAAGUGUUUCUAAUAAUAUUUUGAAACUCUCAAUUAAAAAUCAAAGUUCAUUUAUUUGUUAAAUGUUAAAAAUUAUGAAAUAAAAUGCACGACUCAUUUGUAGAAAGAAAACUAGUCGUUGUUAAUUGAUUAUCAUGCUGUU